CUAGAUUUCUCGCGGUCGAGCAGACUCGAGCUGUCGUGAGUGGCGCCAAGCAGGGCGAAAUUGGUUGAGCUGCGCACUUCGUCGGCCGCGCACACACGAACUUCAACUCCUCCACCAUGUUCAUGGCAAAGAGCGAGUACGACCGGGGCGUGAACACCUUCAGCCCCGAGGGCCGCCUCUUCCAGGUGGAGUACGCGAUCCAGGCCGUCAAGCUCGGCUCGACGGCGGUCGGAAUUAGGACCGCGGAGGGCGUGGUCCUCGCCGUCGAGAAGCGGCUCACGUCGCCGCUGCUGAACGCGGACUCGGUCGAGAAGAUCAUGGAGGUCGACUCUCACGUCGGCGCCGCCAUGAGCGGUCUGAUCGCCGACGCGCGGACGCUCGUGGACCACGCGCGCGUCGAGGCGCAGAACCACCGCUUCACGUACGACGAGCCGAUGCAGACGCGCGCGCUGACGCAGGCGGUCUGCGACCUCGCGCUCUCGUUCGGCGAGGACGGCGAGGGCGAGGGGACCAAAAUGUCGCGACCGUUCGGCGUGGCGCUGCUCGUGGCGGGCUACGACGCCGUCGACGGGCCGCAGCUCUACUACGCGGAUCCGUCGGGCACGUUCGCCGAGUACAAGGCCAAGGCCAUGGGCUCUGGCGGCGAGGGCGCGCAGUCGAACUUGCAGGAGGCCUACAGCGAGGCCCUGACGCUCGCGGAGGCCGAGGGCCUCGCGCUCGCCACGCUCAAGCAGGUCAUGGAGGACAAGCUGACCGACGACAACGUCGACGUCGCGCGCGUCACCGAGGCCGGCUUCCACCUGUACACGAAGGAUGAGAUCGCGGCAGCCAGCGCCCGGCUCGCGGCGGCGGCCUAGAGCUACCGGGCUAGGUGACUGUACAGGUUCAAGUUCUACUACUAGAAGUACUAGCGCCGGCUGGGUAUCCUAGCCGCUCUACCUAGCCGCGCACGCAGGGAGAAGGCUGUAGAGGCUUGGUGUAUGUCCUUUUUCCUUUGGGAUAUUCCUUCCUUAAUUACUGGCCCGAGCCUUUGAAGAAGGCAGCCGCCGCGAAAAA
Pelagomonas calceolata is the source of this 1056-nucleotide messenger RNA. The record is from the annotation of a GenBank genome assembly. NCBI's taxonomy places the organism in Eukaryota, Pelagophyceae, Pelagomonadales, Pelagomonadaceae.